AUGACAUCCCGCAAAACACAACAAGAGAUCGACAAGACCUUCAAGAAGGUCGCAGAAGGCAUCCAGACAUUCGAAGGGAUCUAUGAGAAGAUCCGGUCAACAUCGAAUGCCACCCAGCGGGAUAAGCUGGAAGAAAACCUCAAACGAGAGAUCAAGAAGCUCCAACGAUUUCGCGACCAGAUCAAAUCAUGGGCUUCGGGCAAUGAAGUCAAAGACAAGACACCGCUGCUCGAGCAGCGCAGAGCAAUCGAAACUUGUAUGGAGCAGUUCAAAGCCGUGGAGAAGGAGAUGAAGACCAAGGCAUACUCCAAGGAAGGCCUCUCGGCGGCAUCACGACUCGAUCCCAAAGAGAAGGAGAAGCUGGAGGCAAGCGAUUUUCUAUCGACGUGCGUGGACGAGCUGCAGCAGAAGAUCGAGGCGAUGGAGGCCGAAGAGGAGACCCUCCACGUGCAAGUGAAGAAAGGCAAGAAGGACGUCGCCCGGACCAACCGCUUAUCUGACCUCUCGCGGAUAUUGGAACGACAUAAAUGGCACGUCAACAAGCUCGAAUUGCUGCUACGGUCCCUUCAAAACGGCAACGUUGAAACGAGCCAGGUGGUUGAUCUCAAGGAGAGCAUCAAGUACUACGUUGAUGACGGGCACAAUGUCGACUACUGUGGGGAGGAUGAGACGCUCUAUGACGAUCUGAACCUGGGUGAAGAGGCCGAGGUGCAGUUCGGUAUGGUUGGUGACAAUGAUCGCGUUUCGUCGCAGGACACACAAUCGAUCCAGGACGAUGAGGUGGAGCCGAAGCCGAAGCCAAAGAGUGAGAUCAGCGGACUUCGCAGGCCAUCCGCCCAGAUGAAGUCGCCUCUACCUGUGCUCGCAACGCUGCAUCCUCCCCCGUCCACCAGCACGACCUCUGGCAUGAAACCGGCACCACCUCCGACUCGUCUGCCCGGCGAAACUCUCAAGUAUGCCUCGGCCGCGGCCGCUGCGGCUGCAAGCGACAAGAGUGGUGUCGGUAUCGCUCCUCUCCCCCCACCACCAGGCGCAAGCCCUGCCUACACCGCCGCCAUCCCUGUUUCCAGAGCAUCAUCCACAGCAUCACCGAUUGUGGCCUCGGUACAACCCGUAUCGAAGCCUGCGACAACCGUUACUGAAGAGCCUGGCGGGCACGGCCGGUCGAGGACACCGGCCCUCAGUCCCAAUGUCGCAGCAUCAUCCGUACCCAGCACCUCGUCAACUUCGCCCCCUGCUCCUGUGGUGGAGACGGUGAGCGCCUCAAGGACGAAGGAGCCAUCCGCACCCACCAACGGUGAAGCGGCCAACGAGGAGCAACUGGACGAGUCGAUAUACCACCUGCCGCCGGGGCUGCAGGAUCUGAUCCAGUCGUUUGAAAUUACGAAGAGCCGAGCAUCGAGCAAUCCGGCCAAUCCUCCACCGUCGGUGCAGCGGCUGCUUGCAGCAUCGCUGACCAUGUGUCCAGAGCCCGCCGAUGCAGAGAAGCCGCGUCACUACCGUCCCUCGAAUCCCUACAACACCCCUCUCUACUACCCGCAAGAACCACUCUCGAUCUUCGACGAUCCCCGGUUAUACGACACGGGACGAAUCGAUACAGAUACGCUGUUCUACUUGUUCUACUAUCGACAGGGUAGCUAUCAGCAAUACCUGGCGGCCAAGGCCCUCAAGAACCAGAGCUGGCGCUUCCACAAGCAGUACCAGACAUGGUUCCAGCGUCACGAGGAACCGAAGAACAUCACGGAAGAGUACGAACAGGGAACGUAUCGAUUUUUCGACUACGAGAGUACCUGGAUGAACCGACGCAAGGCAGAUUUCAAAUUUGUCUACAAGUAUCUGGAAGAUGAGUUAUAA
Aspergillus clavatus NRRL 1 is the source of this 1854-nucleotide messenger RNA. Its product is annotated as CNOT2/3/5 family protein. The record is from RefSeq and is a predicted model, not a curated record. NCBI's taxonomy places the organism in Eukaryota, Fungi, Ascomycota, Eurotiomycetes, Eurotiales, Aspergillaceae. The transcript has 3 exons. Gene Ontology annotation, cellular component: P-body; CCR4-NOT core complex; nucleus. Gene Ontology annotation, biological process: nuclear-transcribed mRNA poly(A) tail shortening; regulation of DNA-templated transcription. The coding region runs from base 1 to 1854 and encodes 617 amino acids.